UGCAUUGCAUCUUUUGAUAUAGUUCAGACACAUUUCACUCGACGUGUUGUGCAAAGCUACAAGGGAUUUCUGCAAAUUUCUGCAAAUUUCUGGAAAAGUAAGACACCUUUCUGCUCAAGACUUCUUGCAGCCUUACAAGAGUUCAACUCCCACCGUCACGAAGGAAAGCGACCCAGCAUCCAUCAUCCGUCAUGGACAAGCUUACUGUGCCCGUUCACCUCAAAGACCAUAAUUAUCGGAUGAAAAACACUGCAUGCCAGGCCUGUGAUGCGGAGAAACCCAGAGCCUGCCGCAAACAACCGUGCUGCAGCAAGGACCAGGUUAUUAAUUCAACCCUGAGGCCCCGGCGCUCUGAUAGAAUAGCCAGUCAGCCCCAGAAAAGGAAGCGAAGCCCAGCAUCCAGUUCUUCCCGACCUUUGGUUAAACCUCGAAAGAACUCGGUGCCUCCCUCUGCUAUUUCACAUGACGACCUGCCAGUGGCAAAAAAAAUGCCCCCCAGACCCGAGCCAUGCAGUACCGACCACCAGCCAACCAGCUCCGGUGACAGCCCUUUAAAAAUCCACAAUCUCUCAGUGGAAGAUUAUCAGCGACUCUACCAUGAGGUGGUAGAUAGCAUGCUGACGUACAAGAAUGGCCGCCCUCGUCCCUACAGUUUAGAGCUGGGGAGACGCAUUAAGAAAAAGCUGUGGGAGAGACUGAAUCGUCCUGUGGUGCAGACAUCAACUAACGAGGAUGGACUUGAACACAUUGACAUGGUGUAUGGGCAAAAAGUCAAACUCCCAAACUAUGAUUUUGACAUUUCGAGUUAGCCACAUCCUCAACAUCCACCGAGCAAAAGAGGAAAGGAAAACUGAAUGUAGAGCAGCAGGAGCACUGCUACAAGACAUACAAUCAAAAACUGUGAAACACACAAAUCAACUGUAGAUAAAAUUACUGUAAAUAUAUGACAAAUGUUUUUGUAAAUAGUUCAGAUGUGACUUUAAUGAUUAAAAUGUAAUUU
Molecule: messenger RNA, 1000 nt
Organism: Oreochromis aureus
Lineage: Eukaryota; Metazoa; Chordata; Actinopteri; Cichliformes; Cichlidae
Exons: 4
Coding region: 192-809 (205 amino acids)
Source: RefSeq, a predicted model, not a curated record